Poecile atricapillus (Black-capped chickadee) is the source of this 2735-nucleotide messenger RNA. RefSeq names its product TRAF3 interacting protein 3 (gene TRAF3IP3). The transcript is spliced from 16 exons. The coding region runs from base 292 to 1965 and encodes 557 amino acids. Lineage: Eukaryota; Metazoa; Chordata; Aves; Passeriformes; Paridae. The record is from RefSeq and is a predicted model, not a curated record.
AACUGCUGGCUCGCUCAGGGCCAGGCUGGACACGCAGGGCUCCCGAGAUAAGCUGAUCCCGCUGCGAGCACAGACAGGAACCGGGGCUCGGCCGCAGCUGCAGCGCUUCCUGUUCGCCAGGGAGAAAAGGAGAGCACAAGAUGGGGUGCUUGGCAUGAAGAGGGCAGCUGGGGCGAGUUCCUGCCCAGAACAGCCGGCUCAGCUCACCACUCGAGGGGCAGGACAGGAGCCUGGCACCAGGUGUUUUGCCCCGGUUUGGCAGGGCAGAGGCCCCGGGGGGACACGGCCACCAUGCCCAGGAGGGUCCGGCCACAGCGGCGGUGCCCGGGCGAGAGCAGCGAGGAGAGGAGCGAGAGGAGGCAGGAGGAGAGGGAGAGGCUCCGCUGCAGGAAGAACAGCAGCACCUGCCGGCACCUGGCCCGGCCAGCCCCGCAGCCAGAGCUCAGCCCCCGCCAAAGGGAGUUCCUCAGGAGGAGGAACCUGGUGGGACAGGCCCAGGAGACCCUGCAGGGACAGGAGCCCCAGGCUCGGACCCCUCUGGACCCCUCCUCAGCGGGCAUCCCGCUCCAGAGCCCGAGGAGCUGCUCCACAUUCCCCCCUGCUCCGUCCCUGCUGAGCCUCAGCAUCCCCCAGGGACCAGGGGACUCUCUCAGCACCCAAGGAACCCAGAGCCUCCCAAAGCCAAGCUCAGGAGUGAGAGACUCGAGCCAGCAGACAGACUGGGGAAUAGCAGUUUUAAAUAAGGAAAUGGUGCAGCUCUCCAACUACCUGACGGAGGCCCUGCACCGCGAGCUGCUGCUCAAGCAGAAGAUGGUGAUUUUACAGCAGCUCUUGUCCACUCUGCUCCAGGCAUCAGAGAAAUCCUGGCAGGGUCAGCUGAACGAAGACAAACUGAGGUGUAAACUCCGGGUGCUGGAAAAUCAGCUGCAGGCCUGCAGCCAGAGUUACUCAAAGGAGUGUGUGAAGAAGAUCCUGAUAGAGAUGGAGGACCAGAAGCAGACCUAUGAGCAGAAGGCAAAAGAGGCUCUUCAGAAGAUGCUGGAGGACAAACUCCAAACAGAGCAGCAGCUGCAAAACUCUCAGAGAAGCCUGGCAGAGACACGAGAGGACCUUGCCCUCUGGAAAGAGCAGGAUGCCACGCUCAGAGCCGAGCUGACCAAGGUGACCACAGCACACACCGAGCUCAAGAACAGCUUCCAGGCUUUACAGAGUGAGCUCCAGCGAGCGGAUGCCCAGAGCGAGCGGCUGCGCCGGGAGCUGCGGGAGCUGCGCUCGGAGCGCUCGGAGCUGCUGCACACAGCCAGCGCCCUGCGCAGCGACAACCACACACAAACCACCCUCCUCCAACACCUCCAAGAUAAAUUGCAGAAGGAACAAGAGCAGAAGGUAACACUGGAGGCAACAGUCAGCCAUUUGCAGAGCUUGAUCCACAACCAGAACAACCAAGGGAAGAGCCAGGAGGUGACGGUGCAAAGGAAAGGCCAGGUUUUCACCACACAGACCCCACCUCUCACUCCUGCCAAGGAAAAACAAAACCCUCUCUUAGAGCACCCCGAGGAGGAGGAGGAGGGAACAGAAAGUCUGAAGGAUGAGAUGAAGAAAAAGACAUCCCAGCUGACAGCAAAGGAGAACGAGGAGCACCAGGACACGCAGGCAGCGGAUCCAGGCCAUGCCCAGCUGCGGGUGAAGCUCUGCAGCCGCUGCAGCAGCCCGGCCUCUCGGGGGGUGCACAGAGCCGAGGGGACCCCUCCUGCUCCGAGCCCCGGGCUGUGCUCAGCGUGCUCGGAGCUGCGCUCGGAGCUGGAGGCGCUCAGCGAGCAGUACCGCUCCUGCCUGACCCGGCUGCGCCGGUACCGGGAGCAGCUGAACCGCGGCAGCCGGGCACAGAGCGGCCCCUGGAUCCCUCUCCUGGUGGCAGUGGCAGCAGUGGCCAUCGCCACCUUCCUGGCGAGUUACAGCCUGUGAAGGAGCUCCCCGAGGACUGACCUCACUGCAGGAACUGACCUGCUUCACCAAAAGCAUCCUGACCUCUCCGCACCUUCUGCAGCUUUGUGUGUGCACACCGGGCUCGUAUCCCGAGCUGCUGUCACUCCAGACAGCUCCCGAUGGACACGGGGACAUCUCCCCUCCCUCGGCUGCUGUCACUCCAGACAAUUCCCGAUGGACACGGGGACAUCUCCCCUCCCUCGGCUGCUUUCACUCCAGACAAUUCCCGAUGGACACGGGGACAUCUCCCCUCCCUCGGCUGCUGUCACUGCCCUGCUCCUGCUCGAGGCUGCGCUGCCCAGUGAGCACUGGGGGAUGCACUGAGGGACAAAGCCCCUCUGGCCACCGCUGCUGUGGCCACACAGGGCGACAGGGACAGGGCAUCCUGUGGGGUUUUACAUCCCCCAGGGUCUCCUCCUGUAUUUACUGCCCCCCUAAAUGGGAGGUUCUCAUCUCUACUCUUAGCUGACAAAGAAACCCAGCUCAGGGGGCUCUUUAGCAGUGUCCUCACGUGUCCUGAGCAAUUCUCCCACCUCACACCCUGCAGGCCCUGUUCUACCCCACUCCUCCAGCCUCUCUAGUGGCCGAGCAUCCCCACAGCCAUACCUGCUUCCCUUUCACCACCAGCACCACAUGAAUUCACCAGAGAGGUUUUAAAGUGCCUUUUGCAGCUGCACCGUGCAGGUUUUUCAGCAGCACUUGCCCCUCAUUCAUGUGCAGACUCAGACACAACACAGCCCAUGACACCA